Cajanus cajan (pigeon pea) is the source of this 2029-nucleotide messenger RNA. It is a transcript of the gene LAC3, whose product is annotated as laccase 3. NCBI's taxonomy places the organism in Eukaryota, Viridiplantae, Streptophyta, Magnoliopsida, Fabales, Fabaceae. The record is from RefSeq and is a predicted model, not a curated record. Gene Ontology annotation, molecular function: hydroquinone:oxygen oxidoreductase activity; copper ion binding. Gene Ontology annotation, cellular component: apoplast. Gene Ontology annotation, biological process: lignin catabolic process.
CUCAGAACCCAUGAAACUCCAUUAAGCAAAAUCAGAACAACAAUGAAGACUUUCCAUCUCCAUGGUAAGUCAUGUUGCUCUUGGUUUUUACUAGGUCUUCUGGCUCUUGUAGCUUCCCUUGCUUCAGGUGCAGGGAUACAUUUCCAUGAAUUUGUUAUUCAAGCUAGGCCAGUGAGGAGGCUGUGCAAAACCCAAAACAUAGUCACUGUCAAUGGACAGUUCCCAGGACCAACUGUGGAAGCUAGAAACGGAGAUUAUAUCAUAAUCAGAGUAGUAAAUGCAGCACAGUACAACAUCUCCAUCCACUGGCAUGGGUUAAGGAUGAUGAGAAAUCCAUGGGCAGAUGGGCCGAGUUAUGUGACUCAGUGUCCUAUCCAACCAGGGGGAAGUUACACGUACAGAUUUAGAAUCAGAGAUCAAGAAGGGACACUAUGGUGGCAUGCUCACACUGGCUUCCUAAGAGCCACUGCUUAUGGAGCUUUCAUCAUAUAUCCCAGAUUGGGUUCUUCAUAUCCCUUUUCUAUGCCUAAGCAAGAAUAUCCCAUCCUUCUUGGGGAAUGGUUUGAUAGGGAUCUUGUGCUUCUCAAAAGGCAAGCAGACUUUACAGGAUUACCUCCAAAUACAUCUGUUGCGUUCACCAUUAACGGCCAACCUGGUGAUCUUUACAGAUGCUCAAGACAAGAAACUGUGCGUGUUCGAGUAGAUGCUGGGGACACAAUUAUGUUGAGAAUCAUCAGCAGUGCACUCAACCAAGAACUCUUCUUCUCCAUUGCCAACCACACUAUGACUGUAGUUGGUACAGAUGCAGCAUACACCAAGCCCUUCAGAACCAAACUCCUUGUGAUAGGACCUGGCCAGACAUUCAAUGUCCUAGUCACAGCUGAUCAACCCCCAGGACUCUACUACAUGGCAGCUCAUGCCUAUGAAUCAGCUAGGAAUGCACCCUUUGACAACACCACCACCACAGCAAUCCUUGAAUACAGAUCAACAAAACUCACUAACCAAAACAGACCAAGAUCACCAAUUCUACCAGCUUUGCCACCCUUCAAUGAUACACCUACAGCAACUGCAUUCACUGCUGGCAUCAAGGGUCUUACCAAGGUUAAGGUCUUUAACAGAGUUGAUGUGAAUCUAUACAUUAUAGUUGGGUUGGGGUUGAUCAACUGCACAAAUCCUAAUAGUCCUAGGUGUCAAGGACCAAAUGGAACCCGCUUCACAGCCAGCAUGAAUAAUGUAUCUUUUGUGCUCCCAACCACCACUUCCUUAAUGCAAGCAUACUAUGAAGGAAUGCGUGGUGUAUUCACCACAGACUUUCCUCCUGUUCCUCCUUUACAAUUUGAUUACACUGGCAAUGUGCCACGAGGGCUAUGGACACCUUCUCCAGGAACUAAGCUCUACAAGCUGAAGUAUGGCUCCAAGGUGCAAAUUGUUCUUCAGGGCACAAGCAUGGUGACCAGUGAGGAACACCCUAUGCAUGUUCACGGAUACCACUUCUUUGUAGUUGGUUCAGGUUUUGGCAACUUCAACCCAGCAACCGAUCCCCUCAAGUUCAACCUUGUUGAUCCCCCUGUGAGGAACACUAUUGGAACACCUCCUGGAGGAUGGGUGGCCAUUCGUUUUGUGGCAGAUAAUCCAGGAAUUUGGUUUGUACAUUGUCACAUAGACUCACAUCUGAAUUGGGGUUUGGGAAUGGCUCUUCUGGUAGAAAAUGGAGUUGGCCUUUCACAGUCAGUAAAACCACCACCGCCAGAUCUACCCCAAUGUUAAUAUUAAUAAAGUAACAUUAGUUAAUAAAUUUACUGUUCUGUAUUGCGAGUUCUUCAAGGAUUUGCCAAACAGACAAAAUGGCUUUAUGCAGUUCCCAAUACCAGAAUUAGACGAUUCUUAAUUGAGCUGUAUGUUGAUUAGGUGGCUUUCUAAUCCUAUAUUAAGAAAAUUACAAAAAUAAAUGAUUUCUUAUCAUUACUAUUCUCAUUGUAAUUCCAUGUCCAUUCUUCAAGAAUUGAGAAAAACUAUUUCAUUCUGAAAA